CUCACUCAUCAUCUUUAUAUAUGCACCCUUCAUUCUCCUUUCCAAGCAUCCCUUAUCACUUAUCAGUCUCAUUUCUCUAUUGCUUUUCUUCUUAAUUUCACCUAAAAGUUUUGAGUUGAUCCCAAGAAAUACUGAUAUAUAAUAGCGGAAAGAGAAAGAGAUGAGUUGCAAUGGAUGCCGAGUUCUUCGAAAGGGAUGCAGUGAGAACUGUAUUUUGAGGCCUUGUUUGCAGUGGAUUGAAAGCUCUGCAGCUCAAGGCCACGCCACCGUAUUUGUAGCCAAGUUCUUCGGCCGCGCUGGCCUCAUGUCCUUCAUCUCUGCGGUGCCGGAAAACCAAAGGCCCGCUGUUUUCCGAUCCUUGCUAUUUGAAGCCGCUGGAAGAACGGUGAACCCUGUGAAUGGUGCAGUCGGGCUUUUAUGGACAGGGAAUUGGCACGUUUGCCAGGAGGCGGUGCAGACCGUCCUUUGUGGUGGCGCGUUGAGGCCAAUCCCGGAGUUUACCAACGGUGAUUCGGUGGACUGUACUGAUAUGUACAAUCUCCAAGAUCCGGGCCUGAAUUCAAGAUCCAAGGUACUAAACCGCCACCGUUUGCCAGAUGAACCUUCCAAGAUUAGUCAAUUAGCUGAUCUUGAUAUCAGUUUAAUGCCUAGUGUUUGGAGCGAGAAAAUUAGAGCUUUGCCGGAGAAACGGCGGCUCGGAAGUCCAAUGAAUUCUGAAGAAUCUGUGACGACUGUUUGUGGAGAUCAGCAGGCAAGUGAACCAAAGCUUCUUAACUUGUUCAAGUAGGUUUGGUUUUUCAUGUUUGGUAUCCUGAAUUUAAAAGGAUUAAAUUUUAAUUUUUAAUAUUGUUUAGUCAUAUAAGUCUUAUGUACCAAACAUGUCACUAUUUUUCUCGGGAUCCGAAUCGAGCAAGUUUUGUAGA
This is a messenger RNA of Olea europaea var. sylvestris, 923 nucleotides long. Its product is annotated as LOB domain-containing protein 38-like. The record is from RefSeq and is a predicted model, not a curated record. Gene Ontology annotation, biological process: regulation of gene expression. The transcript has 2 exons. Bases 161 to 787 code for a protein of 208 amino acids. Lineage: Eukaryota; Viridiplantae; Streptophyta; Magnoliopsida; Lamiales; Oleaceae.